AAAUGCUUUGUAAGAGCGGUGGUUGAACAUGAAUAUAUAAUGGUCUUAUGUCCCGCGAUAGAAGUCUCUCCAUCACUCCUCUUCUAUCCUUUGAAGCCCUCUCAAGAUAACACUAGUCUUCAGUACGAUGCCUAAGAUUGAAACCGUUGCGAUCGCUGGAGCAUCUGGCACCCUGGGACCUUACGUGUUCCAAGCACUUGUCAAUGCAGGAUUUCGGGUCGCGAUUCUCACUCGUUCUCAAAAGCCUGGAGCAUACGCCUCAAACAUUGAUGUCUUCGAAGUUGACUUCAAUUCAGUGAAGUCGUUAACCGCUGCACUUAAAGGUGUCGACGCUGUCGUGUCCACUGUGGGUGGUGCAGCAGUCGACAAUCAAACUGUGCUUAUCGAGGCCGCCAUUGCCGCAGGAGUGAAGCGUUUUAUUCCUUCUGAAUUUGGCAGCGUUACCACCAAUCCGAAGCUCGAAAAUUUGCCAAUCUAUAGUUCCAUGUUCAAGAUUCGGAAUUCUCUCCAGGAAAAGGCAGCAGCCGGAGAAUUGUCAUGGACAGUUCUUGCAUGUGGCGCCUUCUUGGACUCUGUUUUGAGCAGUCCAAUUUUGCUGGACUUUCAGAACCACACUGUGACUAUGCUCGACGAAGGCGACAAUCGGAUCAGUUCUACCUCCUUGUCCGGGGUGGGGAGAGCUAUCGCUGCAAUCCUGCAAAACUUUGACGACACGGAGAACAGAGUCAUACGUGUAUCAGAGGCAAUUUUGACUCAAAACCAACUGCUUGGGUUUGCAAAGGAGCUUCGGCCUGAUAUCAAGUGGAGGACUAGCAAGGAGCAGACAAGCGUGCUUUUACAGGAGAGUCUGGAACAAUUUGGAGCCGGUGACUUCAGUAUGUCGGCCUUCAUGAAACUGAUGAAAGGUACUGCUCUCGCUGGUGAUACUUAUGGUGGCGCAUUUUAUGUGACGGAUAAUGAGCUGCUUGGUAUCAAAGAACUGGGACCAGCAGACCUGAGGAAGCUCAUCGCCGAGAAGCUCGCCUAGAGUAUAGUGGUACUGUAGGAUUUACGAAGGACUGUUGCAGAAAGAGCCUAGAAAUUUCAACUUGUGAUUAUAACCCCUGCCUGAUAGUGUGGACAGUUUGCCAAUCUCGGCUUAACACAUUACGAU
Aspergillus calidoustus is the source of this 1153-nucleotide messenger RNA. The record is from the annotation of a GenBank genome assembly. Lineage: Eukaryota; Fungi; Ascomycota; Eurotiomycetes; Eurotiales; Aspergillaceae.